This is a messenger RNA of Pseudocercospora fijiensis CIRAD86, 1029 nucleotides long. RefSeq lists its product as uncharacterized. The record is from RefSeq and is a predicted model, not a curated record. NCBI's taxonomy places the organism in Eukaryota, Fungi, Ascomycota, Dothideomycetes, Mycosphaerellales, Mycosphaerellaceae. The transcript has 11 exons. The coding region runs from base 1 to 1029 and encodes 342 amino acids.
AUGCAGGCCAAGACAGUGGUAGGUGAAUGGGGCCCCACAGAUUACGGCAGGCUAGCCGAGAGGUCCAUGCACUUCGCGCUAGUGAUCGCGCUAGUGCUCGCGCUUUUGUAUUUCAACUGUUACUCCAAAUGCUUCCUCUUUCCUCUCCACUUCAGAUUCGACCACCAUCAACACCAUCAGCAGAUACACACACUUGUCGCUUUGGCAUGCGCGAGGAGGGCGGUCUCUUCGCAUGAUUUGGCCAGAUUCGCGGUGACCCAUCGACUUGCUGAGCGACUUUCGCGCUGCCUGCUGGCCGAUGCGACGGCAUGUAUGUGCACUCGACGACUCAGCAUGCGCGAGGAGGGCGGUUUCUUCAAACGACUAGGCAGAUUCGCAGCGACCCAUCGACUUGCAGAGCAACUUUUGUGCUGCGUGCUGGCGUAUUCCCGCUACGACGUCCACUCGCCCCUUCCGCCUGAGUGGAGUUUGAUUGGUGAGUACAAUCUCAACAAUCCUUUUCAUCAUUUAGGGGAUGCUGACUUUGAUGGUGUUCUACGCUCCCAUUCCCGUCCUGCACCUCGUCUUCCGAUCUCACGGAGUCUGCUGGCGGCCGCUGCCCUCGAUCGGGCUGUCCACGGACGCGCAGGGGGAAUUGUUGCCGAACUGCCACUUCUGUCAUGCGUUACGUGCGGAGCCUCGCAAAUCACCACACGAUCCUCACAGUCAGCGCUGUUUCUGCCGGACGGCGAGGAGAUGGAUAGAAGGCAAGUCAAGGGUGUAAAAGAGAGACGUUGGCGGUAUCGAGUCCUCGCCUACCUUCUUCUUACUGUGCUCCAAGAUCUCCAGGCUCACCCCGAGGAUGGCCAUUUCGCGAAGUUUCUGGCAGAGGUAGAGUCGGCGGCUGAGCUUCCACCACCACAUUAUCCUAGUCCGUACGAGGAGUACGUUGAAGGAGCACCAUCCUAUGCUUCCGCCACUCAAGGAGACGAGCAGGAGGGUACGCUAUUUGAAGCAUGGAAUCCGGAUGAUGGCCAAAGGCGCGAAUAG